Poeciliopsis prolifica (blackstripe livebearer) is the source of this 5551-nucleotide messenger RNA. RefSeq names its product protein tyrosine kinase 7b (gene ptk7b). Lineage: Eukaryota; Metazoa; Chordata; Actinopteri; Cyprinodontiformes; Poeciliidae. Gene Ontology annotation, cellular component: plasma membrane; neuronal cell body; axon. The coding region runs from base 403 to 3627 and encodes 1074 amino acids. The transcript has 20 exons. The record is from RefSeq and is a predicted model, not a curated record. Gene Ontology annotation, biological process: homophilic cell-cell adhesion; synapse organization; protein phosphorylation. Gene Ontology annotation, molecular function: axon guidance receptor activity; ATP binding; protein kinase activity.
GCGGGAGGAAGCAGAGUUGGGAGAUAAACCGGGCUGAAGGCGGUCCGGGCGGUUCUGAGCUCGGUCGAACCCACGCAGCGGGCUGGAAUGAGUCACAGCAGCCGACAUUUCCCGCAGCUUCCCCCCUGUGAGCCACCUGGAAGUUCCUAGAGUUGGGUCCAAACUUUCGGCGGAGCUGCUCAGUGUGAACUCAGUGGUUCGUGUAGGCUGGCCUGGUUUGGGUUCCCUCUUGUUCCUGCCGUGUUCCGGUGAAACCAGGUGAGCAGCCGAGGCCGUCCGGGCUUCUCCCCCGGGGGAGCUGCGCAGGGAAGCGGCGCUGGGAUACCUGUGCGCACACGGUGACUCGACUCUCGCUUUGACUCUAGCUGCGGGUUUUUCUAAAGGAAAACCGAACUGGAAACCAUGGACGUACCGGCAGGGGGUAAAACCCGGCGGAGAGUAAACCCCGGGGUAACCCGGAGAGGAAAAACCCUCCUGGAUGUUCUGUACGCAGCUGGAUUCAUCUGCCUCCAAGUUCUGUCCAUUCAGGCCGUUUCAAUCCAGUUCACCAAGCAGCCCAUGUCCCAGGAUGCUUUGCAUGGCCGCAGCGCCAUGAUGCGCUGUGAAGUCAGCGAUCCGACCAACAUCACAUACAGCUGGUAUCAGGGCAACAACCGCUUGACAGACACAGAGCGGCGCUUUCAAGAAGGGGGGAACCUGAAGUUCACGGCGGUGGAUCGGCAGCUGGACGCCGGCAACUUUUCCUGCCAAGUGCAGAACCACGCCACCGGAAUGAUGCAACUUUCCACUAAGGCCUCCUUUAAUAUCAAAUGGUUGGAGAGUGGUGGAGUGACUCUGAAGGAGCCGGCUUCUGAAGGGGAAAUUGAGAACUCGACUCCGGUCACGUUGCGUUGUCACAUCGAUGGACACCCACGGCCGACCUGUCAGUGGUUCAAAGACGGAGUGAAGCUGAUGGAGAGCAGCCAUCAGACCAACAACAAGGACAGGACUCUGACCAUCCAGAGCGCCAGUCUGGAUGACAGCGGCGAUUACUACUGCUGCGCCAAGAACGCAGCCGGCUCCGUCUGCAGCAGCAACUACACACUCACCAUCAUAGAUAAGAGAGUGCCAAAGCCGGUGGUCACCCCUGAGAACCAGGUAGUGCUGAAGAAUGAAGAAGCCAUGUUGCAUUGUCAGUUCACUGCGGAGCCUGAACCCACAUUGGAGUGGUAUCAUGAGAACGAGCUGCUGGUUAACAAGUCUCGCGUGUCCCUGCUGUCCAACGGCAGUCUCCUGAUCACACAAGUCAAACCCAAGUACACAGGAAACUACAAGUGUGUGGGACGUGGUGUCGGAGGAUCUGUGGUUACACAGAUUGCAUCUCUCCAAAUAGCUGACAUCGGAAGCAUGUCACCAAAGAUGUCGAGGGUGUUCACCACCGACACCAUGCAGCGGGUGACCUGUCACCCUCCAACAGGGAGGCCUGACCCCGAAGUGUGGUGGGAGAGGGAAGGUCACAGGGUGCCCACGGAGGGCCGGGUGUACCAGGAAGACCUGGACCUGGUCUUCAACCGGACGGAAGAGGGCGACUCAGGCGCCUUUACCUGUGUGGCCCAAAACAAGGCCGGGCGCAGAACCCAGGAAGUCAUGUUCACCGUCGCAACUCCCCCGGUCUGGGUGUCCAAACCUCUGGAUAGCAGCUUAGAGGAAGGUAAACCAGGUUACCUCCACUGCCACGCUCAGGCCAACCCUCAGCCUGAGGUCUCCUGGUUCCGCAACGGCAUGGAGAUCACACCUGAGGACUCUCGUUUCAAGCUGUUUCCUAACGGCACCCUGAGGAUCAACAACGUGGAGGUGUACGACUCCCAAAUGUUCGGCUGUGAAACCAGAACCGUCGGCGGCCGCCUGUCUGGCCAAGCUCGAGUCACUGUGCUGGAGCGGCUGAAAUUCACACCCAUCCCCCGGUCGUUCCAAUGCCUUGAGCUGGAAGAGGAGAUCACCAUCCAGUGUUCCGCCACGGGCCAAGAGAGCCCCAGAAUCCGCUGGACCAAAGCAGAUGGAGGAGAGCUCCCACCACACGUGGAGCAGAAGAACGGCCAGCUCCGCUUCAACAGGGUCACUCGCAACGACGCCGGCAACUACACCUGCAUCGCCUCCAACAGCCUGCAGGGGGAGAUCAGAGCCCUGGUGACCCUCAUUGUGACCAUGGAUAUUCGCUUUGAGGUGAAGCCAGAGCGUACGUCGGUGUACCAGGGGCACACUGCUGUCCUGCACUGCCAGGCCGCCGGUGAACCCAAACCUCAAGUCCACUGGAUUGUGAAGGACAAGGUUCUGGGUGUCGUCAAUGACAGCAGAAUCCAGGAGAUGCCGAACGGCUCGCUGGUAAUAAGAGACGUCACCACUGACGACUCGGGUCGGUACACAUGCGUGGCUGGGAACAGCUGCAACAUCAAAGACCAAAUGGCUCGGCUCUAUGUAGUGGACAAACCUCCUUACCACGAUAGUGUUGAGGAAGACAAGGCUCCGUAUAAGAUGAUCCAAACCAUCGGGCUUUCUGUGGGGGCAGCCGUGGCCUACAUCAUUGUGGUUCUUGGACUGAUGUUCUACUGCAAGAAGAGACGCAACACCAAGAGACUGCAGAAGGGCCAGGAUGGAGAAGAGCCAGAGAUGGAGUGUCUCAACGGAGGUGCUGUUCAGCAAAAUGGCCACACCAUGGCGGAGAUCCAGGAGGAAGUGACACUCACCAACAUGAGCACAGUCGCUACGACCGAGAAACGCCACAGCCACGCCAGCGAUAAGCUCCAUUUUCCCCGUGCAAACCUCCAAACCAUCACAACACUCGGUAAAGGGGAGUUCGGUGAGGUGCUGCUGUCCAAAGCGAAGGGUAUCGAAGAGAGCGAGGUGGAAGCGGUGGUUCUGGUGAAGUCACUGCAGUCCAGAGACGAGCAGCUGCAGAGCAACUUCCGCCGUGAAGCCGAAAUGUUCGCCAAGCUGAACCACCCCAACGUAGUGCGACUGCUGGGCCUCUGCAGAGAGACGGAGCCGCACUACAUGAUCCUGGAGUACUACGACCUGGGAGAUCUGAAGCAGUUCCUAAAAAUUUCCAAAAGCAAAGAUGACAAGGUGAAGUCUCAGCCAAUCAGCACCAAGACAAAAGUCUCCAUCUGUGCCCAGGUGGCUCGCGGCAUGGAGCAUCUGUCCAAUAACCGCUUUGUUCACAAAGACCUUGCUGCCAGGAACUGUCUGAUCAACAGUCAGAGGCGGAUCAAAGUGUCUUCACUGAGCCUCAGCAAAGACGUCUACAACAGUGAGUAUUACCACUACAGACAGGCGUGGAUCCCUUUGCGCUGGCUGCCAACAGAGUCCGUAUUCGAGGACGAUUACUCCACCAAGUCUGAUGUGUGGGCCUUUGGAGUGCUGAUGUGGGAAGUUUUCAGUCUGGGAGAAAUGCCGCACGACAAACUGAGCGACGACGAGGUUCUGGAAGGUCUGAAGCUGGGAAAACUGAAGCUUCCCGCUCCGGAUGGAUGCCCCUCCAAAAUUUACAAGCUCAUGGUCCGCUGCUGGGCGCCCAGCCUCAAAGAGCGCCCCUCCUUCACCGACAUCGUCAACGCCCUGGGAGAUCAGCCCUCUGACAGCAAAGUCUGAAAGAACCAUCCACAAAUGAAGGAGGGAACCAGAACUUCUUGCCCUUUGUCCCUCUGAAGCACAAAUGCUGGAUUACCUGUCUCACUCAUUUCAGGGAAGAGGUUUGAAGGGAGAACUUUUUUUUUUUUCUAAUUUUUUUAUUUCAGUUGAGGGUGGGAACUAGACUUUUGCUAAAUCAGUGGAAGUGCGAUGAUGGAGAGUUCAGCCUUAGCUGCAGCAUAUGAGUCUCCCCACAGUCCGACUGCAGCAGCUCACGACCUCAGUGCCUCCACCCCACAUCACACACUCAACCUGGCUGUCCACUGCCACCUUGUAGGGAUGAUAGGAACAACGCUUUGCUCUGAUCAGUGGAGAUUUUCCCUGAAACUUGGGGAUCAUCUGUGGAAGGAGAUCUGGCUUCUUCAAUUUAAAAUAUUUCAUAUUUUAAUGGUUACAAACAAGCUAAAAAGGUCUGGAGUUGAUUUCAGAAGAAAAGCGGGAAAAUUUUAAAUAAAAAUUUCCUCUCCCAUCGUCUAAAUGCAACUUUCCUUUAGUCCUCUUUUUCUUCCCUUUCAUGCUUACAUGCAUCCUUCCUUGAGUUCUACAUCUAUUCCUUCAUUUUUGUUCAAUCUGUUUUUUCUUAUGUCCUUCCCUCUUUAUUCGCGUCUAUAAGUUUUGUGUGCCUUUCCUUUUCUCCCCUCCUUUGUUGCUCUUUUCCUUCCUUAUCACUUUUCUCCACAUUUCUUCCUUAUGUCCCUCUUCAUUUCUUGAUUCCAUCCUCCUUAUUGUUCCUCUCUAUCUUCCUUCCUUCAUUCCUUCCUUCCUUGUACUUCCCACCUCCUCUCACUUUUUGUCCUUCCUUCCAGUUUUCAAUUUCCCAGGUUAUCAAAUUAAAUCUUGCCAUACUGUAUAGAUACUGGCCAUUGUUUCAUGCUGAAUAUUUGUUUUCCAUAUUUCAAAAAAGAGCAUAGAGGACUGAGGAAGGUUGAAUCUGGAAAUGUUUUUUUUUCUUCAAUAAAUUACGUGUAGGAACCUUGUCUUCAAUAUUUAAUCUGCUCCUUUAACCUUUCAGUGGACAAGCGCUCACGCCGAACUUUUUUCACUCAGACAUGCGUGGAUUAAAGAAGAGGCCUCACCAGGCUUGCAUGAAGGGUCACGGUCUGUUACGCUUCCAGUUUAAAACAUCAUCUGGCUUCAUUUCAGGAACAAACUGAAACAAACAUUUUUAGCCAAGAAUUUAUAUCGAAAGGACGUGUAUAUGUUGUGGUGUCCACUACGAGGUGCUUUUGUCUCGCCGACGAUGUCAACAGUUGCAGGGAUUCAACCCAUCACCAUGUAUUAAUGUGCAGUGUAACAUCCAUAAAGGUCCAAUCAUAUUUUCUAUCUUUUUAUUUUUCUCAUUUUUUUUUUAUUCAGUCGAACAUCACACCAUGCAAAGUGUACAUAACGUAGGAGCCAUGCACUAACUUCACUUGAGAGGACACCAAGUUUCUUUGUGUAGAAGGAUGCACAGGUACCUGUUUAUUUAUGAUGAAGGUCCUGUUUUCUUUUGUUUUUAACUGUUUAUAAUUGGUACUUUCAUAACAUUUUUAUUCUACUUUUAUGUUCAAAUGGUCCAUCUCAGUGUGCGUCCUAACAGAAUAUGCUAACAGUCAGUACACCAGAGGUCAAAAAUGCUGACUGCAGGUCACCUGGACUCAUUUAAGUGCCUAGAAAAUGAAGGAUUAUCCUAACAGCCUCCCCUUUUUUUACAUUAUCUAAUCAAAUACAACGGCCUUUGUUUAUGAGCUUGUUUUUAUAUGUUUUGUUUUUAUGAAUGCUAGGCACUCAAACCUAGACCUCUUGUUUGUUUUUUUACUCUGCUUGAGCAAAUGUUCACAGUAAUCAGAUAUAUUCAAAAGUAUACAUGCUGCUGUCAAUAAAGGUGCACAGUGUUUUUACUCAA